AUCCUAUCCUGAUGAUAUGUAGAGUAAAAUUGAUAGUGUUAAUUACUAAGAUAGUCUGGCUAAAGGUUGUGUGUGUGUACAGUUGGAGGAGGGACAAGCAGAAGGGGAUGUAGAUAAAGUGAAAAAGAGCUGAUGUAUUCAGAGCUUACGUUGCUAGAGGUGAGAUCAGUUACCUGCCUGCAACUGAAAUUUCAAACUUCUGUUUAGAAGGGACGUUAGUGGACAAUGGUGACUGAUAGUUGGAAAUAUCUGCAGACAUCUUAAGUGUUUAUGACCAAAUGAACAAGAAAUGAAUUGGAAGACUAAGAACAGUUUUUUUCAUUGCCUGGCAAUUUUUACCUUUUUACUUCAAAGUACAGCUUCGUUUUCAAUGAAUGCCUAUGUGACUGUGACUUACUUCAAUGAAACCAGCAAUUAUACCAAGACAGAAACAUGUGAGUGUGGUGUCUACGGAUUAGCCUCACCAGUGGCUAAUGCUAUGGGAGUGGUGGGCAUCCCUAAGAACAACAGUAACUACCAAGCUUGUGACUACCACACCGAAUUUACUAACACUGAUAAGCCCUGGAUCGCACUGAUAGAAAGAGGUAAUUGCACAUUUUCUGAAAAAAUUCGAACAGCGGGUAGAAAGAAUGCUGAUGCUGUUGUGAUUUACAAUGCUCCAGAGGCUGGCAACCAGACAAUAGAGAUGGCAAAUUUUGGUGCAGGAGACAUUGUUGCAAUCAUGAUUGGCAAUCUAAAAGGAACAAAAAUUCUGCAGUCCAUUCAAAGAGGCAUACAAGUAACAAUGGUCAUCGAAGUAGGGAAAAAACAUGGCCCCUGGGUGAAUCACUAUUCAAUUUUCUUUGUUUCCGUGUCCUUUUUUAUUAUUACGGCAGCAACUGUGGGCUAUUUCAUCUUUUAUUCUGCUCGAAGAUUACGGAAUGCAAGAGCUCAAAGUAGGAAGCAGAGGCAGUUAAAGGCAGAUGCUAAGAAAGCUAUUGGAAAGCUUCAGCUGCGCACUUUGAAACAAGGAGACAAGGAAAUUGGCCCUGAUGGAGAUAGCUGUGCUGUGUGUAUCGAGCUCUAUAAACCAAAUGAUUUGGUGCGCAUCCUAACCUGCAAUCAUAUUUUCCAUAAGACAUGUGUGGACCCAUGGCUUUUAGAACACAGGACUUGCCCCAUGUGCAAGUGUGACAUUCUCAAAGCUCUGGGAAUUGAGGUGGAUGUUGAAGAUGGAUCAGUGUCUUUACAAGUACCUGUUUCCAAUGAUGCAUCUAAUACUGCCUCUCCCCAUGAAGAAGACAACCGCAGUGAGACUGCAUCAUCUGGAUACGCUUCAGUCCAGGGAGCAGAUGAGCCGCCUCUGGAGGAACAUGUGCAGUCAGCAAAUGAAAAUCUACAGCUGGUAAACCAUGAAGCAAGUUCUGUGGCCGUGGAUGUUGUUCCUCAUGUUGACAACCCAACCUUUGAGGAAGAUGAAAGUCCUAAUCAAGAGACUGCUGUUAGAGAAAUUAAAUCAUAAGAAAGUCUGUGUCAAUAGAAACUUGAACCGUUAGUAAUAACAGGACUGCCAAUCAGGGCCUAGUUUACUAUUAAUGAACUGGGUAAACUUAAUAAAGCAAGAAUGAUACUGAAAGUGCUGACGUGAAUAAUAUUACACUAUAGUUAAAUGGCUUAACAUAUUUAACCUAGUCACUUUUUCCACAAACUCAUUAUGUUUUUCAUGGGCAAGUUUCCUCUUGAUGAUAGUGAUAGCAACAUUUUUAAACAUUCAGAACUGUCUACAAAUAGCCAGGUUUUUCAUUUAUAACCACUUUCUUAUAAAAAUAUGUUGCUUUAAAUAUGUGGAGUAGCUGUAAUCACUUUAUUUUAUGAUAGUAUCAUAAUUAAAUACUACUACUACUUUAGCUUGGGCUAUUUGUGUCAGGGUUUGUAUCCAGGUGCUUAUAUUGAUCUGGAAUUGUAAAAAGCAAUGCAAACUUAGACUAGUACUUCAUGAAAUGUCUAUUUAAAGUACAUUAAGUUGAUAGAAUGAAAUUAAAGCAAAAUACUCAUUUUUAACUUUUCCUUUAUAAUUAAGCUGUGUAAGUAUUUCAUGUGAGUGUGAGCAUAGUUUGUCAGAAAAUGUGAACUGAAUUGGUUGAUCAAGUAUAUUAGUGACACCACACAAGAUUAUAGACACAAAAAGUUUCUUACAAAAAUAUUGUAAACUAUUUCUCAAACUUGAAAUUUUCAAAAGCACAGAAUAGAAACUACCAUAAGAUUUGAAAAUAGUAAUAGCAGAAUAAAUCACAAAAUAUUGCUAACUGGUUACUGUGCAGAAUUCAUUUACAGAAAAUGUUCUAUAAGAUUUGUCUGUGGAAAGUAUUUUCCAAACAACGUUGAUGUUGAAAAUUGAGUUUACAUUUGGCUUAAUAGGCUCUAAUUAUAUUAAAUUUAAAUUCUAUCCAUAUAUCUAUAAUUUUGUGAAUGCAUUUUGUUGGUGUUCAAAAAAGAAUCAAGGGAAGGGGGAUUUCCAGGUGCCUUAAUAUAAAGUUUGAAGCUUCAACCACCAAAGUUAAAUAGAGCUAUUUGAAAAUGCACUUUAUUUCUAUUUUGUGUGGCUUGUCCAUUAGUUUUGUUCCCAGUGAGUGCAAAUUCCAACAGAAUUUAAACAAAAAUAGAACAGACAUGUAUUUUUGUUUGCUGAAUAUAUAAUGGAUGAAACCAUUGCAUUCUUGUACACUGAUUUGAAAAUGCUGUAAAUAUGAUGCCCCGAUUUGUACUGAUUCUCUUUAAAUAUGAAAUGUAAAUAAACUAUUCCAAUGAAAGA
Messenger RNA from Peromyscus leucopus (white-footed mouse), 2791 nucleotides. It is a transcript of the gene Rnf128, whose product is annotated as ring finger protein 128. The record is from RefSeq and is a predicted model, not a curated record. The transcript is spliced from 7 exons. NCBI's taxonomy places the organism in Eukaryota, Metazoa, Chordata, Mammalia, Rodentia, Cricetidae. The coding region runs from base 290 to 1501 and encodes 403 amino acids.